Fusarium musae is the source of this 492-nucleotide messenger RNA. RefSeq lists its product as uncharacterized. Bases 1 to 492 code for a protein of 163 amino acids. Lineage: Eukaryota; Fungi; Ascomycota; Sordariomycetes; Hypocreales; Nectriaceae. The transcript is spliced from 3 exons. The record is from RefSeq and is a predicted model, not a curated record.
AUGGCUCCCCGCGCUGCUCCUGCUGCUCCUGCUGGUGCUGGUAAGCCUACUCGAGGCUGGGAUGCGACCUCGCACGAGGAUCUACUCCUCGCUCUUCUCGAAGAGAUCAAGCCCAACAAGGCUGACCUUACCAACGUCGCCGCGAAGAUGCGCAGCAAGGGCUACUCCUACUCCUACGACGCGAUCAACCAGCACGUCCAGAAGUUGCGCAAGAACCGCGACACCACCGCCAUCCAGAACUCUGGUGGCUCCGAGAAUGGUACUCCUCGCAAGCGCGCUGCUGGCGGUACCAAAACGCCUGCUAAGCGUACCCCCUCCAAGCGCAAGGCCACUAAGUCUGCUUCCGUCGUCGACGAGGACGAGGAUCUGGAGGAUGAGAAGAUGCAGCUGAAGAUGGAGACGGACGACGUGGAGGAGGAACUCAUGUCCCCCAAGGGCGCUAAGCGUACUAAGUCCGAGCCCGAGGACGAGGUCACCGUUGGUGAGAUCUAG